Amblyraja radiata (thorny skate) is the source of this 1284-nucleotide messenger RNA. It is a transcript of the gene c10h1orf146, whose product is annotated as chromosome 10 C1orf146 homolog. The coding region runs from base 1 to 627 and encodes 208 amino acids. Gene Ontology annotation, biological process: reciprocal meiotic recombination; synaptonemal complex assembly. The transcript is spliced from 5 exons. The record is from RefSeq and is a predicted model, not a curated record. NCBI's taxonomy places the organism in Eukaryota, Metazoa, Chordata, Chondrichthyes, Rajiformes, Rajidae. Gene Ontology annotation, cellular component: chromosome.
AUGGCGACGAGCGGGGCCGCCAUCGUCAUCGUCAGCGCCGACCUGCAGGUGGAGUCUGGAGGCCGAAUGGCGGCGGCGGCGGGAGGUGGAGGUGGAGUAAUUCUUUCAGUGUUGUUUUGGGUUUUACCUAAAUGUAUUUUGCUUUUCACAUUUUUCCAGCGUCAUGAUACAAUUUUGUCUUUGUCAAGAGAGCACCAGCGAAUUAGAUUCUCUGACUCAGUAGUAACUGGAUCAAUCAUCUUCCCACUUUCUGGUGUCGCAUUUAUUAUUAUAGGGACUCAAGAUUUCUGUGAUAAUUCUACAGAAACAAAGCUGAUGGAGCGCAUUGAGCAGUUUGUCCGCAUUCAUCGAAACAGUUUCCUGAUUUUGACUGCAGGCCUGUAUGGUCAGAAAGAGUGGGAUGUACUAUUUAAAAUUCAGCUAAGAUUUCUAGGUAAUAAUCUGAAAAUCAUACCUUCACACAAUACCAGUGAUAUAGUCAAGAGUAUGCUCACUUUAGCCAAGGUAACGUGCAAACCACACGCGGACAGUGUUCGUGAUCGCAUCGCCAUGAGCCGAGCUCAGAUUAUUGAACGUAGCCCUGUCUGGGAAAUGCUACACAAGCGACAGCUAAACUUUCUCCAGUGAAAUAAGUUGUAUUAGUUUCAAAAGUAUGUUUGUGACCAACAUGAUUAAGAUAGUUGAAAAUAAAAUGUUUGUUGAAAAAUUAAUAUUGAUUCACAGGCUGUAUUUCAUUCAUAAUAUUCUUCCAAUUGAAAUACGUUAGCCUUUAAAAAAGCUAGAUAAUAAUUUGCUCAUUUACAGGCAGAACCCAACAAGGUUUCCAUAACAUAAGAUGUAGAUCAGUACCUCAUUUACUUGUAUCCAGAAUUACUAAUGUAAAAUGUGGCCAGAUUUAUCAUUGACCUGCAUUUAAAAGUACCAAAGGCACAAUACUUAAUAAUAGUUAAAAAUGUGAUAAUACUAUAAAAACAAUUUGCAGGGUGAUAGCAAAUAACUUUUCCAGACUUGUGUGGAGUAGAAAGACUGGCUGAUACUAGUUGGGAAGGUUGCCCAGUUUCUACAUAGCAAGUUCAAGAAGUGAGCAGGUGUUGUUUAUUCCAUGUUGGAGCUUUCCAAAGCUAGCUUGUCCAGAGUGCAAGAUACUUCAAUCACCAUUGAGGCAAAAUAAAAUGCAUUGAAAUGAAAAUGAAUGAGACAUUAGGACACUUAAAUCGGUUCACCUGUAACUAUCCACAGAGUAAAGACAGAAUUAGAACUAAAAGAGAGUAUCGGUAAAACUGA